CUCACAACACAUACAAGCCUCCAUUGGUGACAUGACAUAGUAGCCCCUUAUAAGCUGCACAAAAACAAGGCAUAUAUACUCACAUACAUCCACAAGUCUCAUUCAACAAAAGGAGUAGAUAAGGAACUCUUGUGAAGUCUAUACUUGUCUUAGCAUUGUUUUCGCUCUUGUUUCUUCAUCUGAAUCAAGUAAGAAGAGCAUGGAGGUGGAUUUCAAGUCUCCUUCCCUUGAAAAAACAGAAGCUGAGCCUCAAGUAGAAGAAAACAUGCGCUUUCACAAGUCUCUUCAGGAGCUAAGAGAAUCGCAGUCUCAGUUGCACCAUGCUGCAGAUUAUUGUGAAACAACUUUCUUGAAAAGUGAAGCUAAGAGAGAUGUGUUGGAAAAUACAAAAGAAUACAUAUGCAGGGCCAUGGUUACUGUUGUUGAUCAUCUUGGGAACGUCUCGGCUAAUCUUGAUGACCUUAUUUCUCAAACAAAUGCAUUUUCUGAGGCUGAGUCUAGAAUCCGGUGCCUCAAACAAAGACUUUUCUCAUGUGAACAAUAUGCUGAUAAGCUUGCGCUCACAAAAAUGAGAUGGAGGGAGAAACUGCCAAGACUCCAUACACGAUAUUUAUCAUCACCACCCAUCCUUGAGAGAUCAAGCAGCGAGAAAUUAAGAGAUUCUAAAACUGAAGAUACCUCAAAAUUAGAUGAUAAACACAUACUAGAAAAGCAUGAGGAUUUGCCACUCUUUUUGUACACCCAAAAGCCACAUGGAGAUAAGAAUUUGAAGCCAACCAGCUUUACUACAUUGAAGGAGCAUAAUUUGACCAUGGUGGUACCGAUUCCGGACGGUUUGUCAGUCUUAACAAAAGUUUCAAAUCCUACAUUUCAUUUCCAAGGUUCCCCGAAGGUUGCACGCCAUAGAAGAUCCUUGCAUGGCAGUGACAUCUUAUGGUUCAUACGGCGUACAAAAAGAAUCCAAUAAAAAACAAUGUUGCCUAUUGCUUCAUGUGCUAGUACUCAUGGUGGUGGUCUAUCAUUUUCAUGUGGCAGUUCAAUGUUAGUUGUUUGAUUCAGGAACCAAACAUUAUUUACAAAUAUUUAUAUUUUGAGGCACUUUGAAGUAGUUAUUUAUGUAAUUUUGGUAGGAAACGUCAUCAUGGUUAUAAUGAUUUAGAUUUAGCACAUGUGAAUGUUGAUACUCAUUGAACUUAAAACUUUUGAACUGAA
Molecule: messenger RNA, 1212 nt
Organism: Glycine soja
Lineage: Eukaryota; Viridiplantae; Streptophyta; Magnoliopsida; Fabales; Fabaceae
Product: probable protein ABIL5
Exons: 8
Coding region: 200-967 (255 amino acids)
Source: RefSeq, a predicted model, not a curated record